UUAUUACACCGAGUCCGUACAGCCUCACGUCAAACAAAACCAAGAGACAAGUACUUAUGUACAAACCCACGAGUAGUACAGGAAGUGAGUCAACGACCAUCAAUUCGUUUUGAACCACAUCCAAGUGGUAGACGUGAUCCCCUAGCUGAGAGAGACGCAAGGACCAGUAAACUAAGAGGAGGCGAGCUAAAAUAUGGUGCUAGAAGAGACCCGUUGCUAUCCAAUCCCAUCCGAACCCACAAGACGAAUUACAGGUUAUCUCUAAACAAUGGUUAUGAGUAUUUUGGACCUGAAAGUUUUGAAUUUGCAGGACAUGAAAGAGAUUAUCUACAAUGGGAAAUCAACAUGGACAAGUACUUUAGGUAUUAUUCCAUUCCCAAAGAAGAGAGGCUCACCUACAGUCUUGAACAACUCAUGGGAAGUGCAAAACAUUGGUGGAAGAGAGAGGAAAAAGAUAGAGUAUGGUACAAGGAGCCAUCACUAAGAACGUGGGGACAACUAAAGCUGCUUAUGAGGGAGAGAUAUGCACCUCAAAUGCUAUCCCAACCAGGUCAAAACACUUAUCCCUCAAAGGAACCAAGUCAAGAGAACACAACACAUCAACGUGUUAGUUACAAUCAAAACGCGGAUAUAUCACCCGCCAAGGUAAGUGACACAAAUUCUAAGCUUAAUGUUUAUCAACAAGUUGAGCACGUGAUACACUUGCUUUCAUCCAAGAAUAAUGAGAAAGGUAUAGGUGAAAGGGAAGAUUCGGCUUCAAUACCUUUACUUAAGCCGCAAGAUAAACAAGAGCAAGGUAAGUCCUCUAACUAUUUAAAUUCAAAUGCACCAACAUGUUAUAGAUGCCAUAAGAGAGGUCAUUUUGCUGCAAUAUGUCCUGAAAGACAAGUAGAAGAUAUCACAUCAAUAGAGUUAAAACUGAAUGCAUCUAACUCAAAUGAUUGUCUAGUGAAAUCAAGUUUAGAAUUUUCCAAUUCUAGAUUAAUGCACUUGUCUUUGCCAAAGGUUAUUGAUGCAGGUCUGUGCCAUAUCAUGAAUGACACGGCUGAAGAAGCAAACCAUAAUGUAGCAACUCCAAAGGAAGUUGAGAAUGACAUAAGCCUUAAGGAGAAACUUUCGGAAACAACGGCAUCACAAGUUUGCAAAAAUAAGACGUGUGAGCAAGCAACUGUUGAAGCACGUGUGAAGGCACAACUAUAUUCAACAUCAUCUGAUCUUGCUUCAAACAUCACACUCAUUAAGGUUGAGUUAAUGCCAAACACCUUACAUGGUAUCCUAGUAAGUGAAACCUAUGAUCUUGUUCAAUAUUGGAAUAAUUUAAUGAUUAAUCGUAGUUUCAAACACUUUGUUUUAAAUGAUUAUAUUUCAAGUAUAAUGCACUUGAUUUUAGUCUUAAGUGUCAAGAAAGAGACAGGUACCAUAGAAGAGUAUUAUGAUGAACGAGAGACCACAUCCCAAAGGAUAAUUAAUGUGGAGCAAACGGAGAAACUAGCAAAGAGUGAUAACAUGCAUCCAGUUCAAGAGCUUAAGAUGUGUUUACCAGCUAAUAAAGAUGAUGAAGUUAGCACCAACAACAUCUUGCUGCAAGAAGAAUCACCGGACCAGUCAUUGAAUCAACCAACCGUGGUUAUUUCGAAAGAUAUAUUCAACAAAGAUCUAUGUCAAGUAAGUCCCACGUUACUUCGAGUUAUUUCUAAUAAUUUGAAUGAUGUGAUAAUAAUGUUGUUAAGGUUUAGAAAGUUUGAGAGAAACGUUGGUUAUUUAAAUAAACAUGUAGAAUCAAUUUCUUGUUUUAAAUCAUAUCGAUUAGUUGAUUCACUUUGUGACAUACUUAUUGAUAAACUUUAUAAAAGAGAAAUGGUUCAACUCGUCCUUGUUUUACAUAUUUAUAUUGUUCCCAUGACUGUAUUAAUGCACUUGUUCUUUGCCAAAAGUGUCAACAACAUUGCAGGUACGAAUAUGGAUCAUAAAGGCGAUUCACCGAAGAUGAAGAAACGCUUGAAUCAAAAUCAAACCUGGAGUAAACCAGCGCCAUUAGUGAUCACACCAUCUUUAUUGGAGUCUAGGAGAGUCCCAAGUUCUUUUUUAAUCAAAGAGGAACCGCCAGAUCUCAAAGCUCAAGCAAAAACCCGAGAAGGAGCUAAACACAUUACACCAUCAACCGUUGUACUAGAUCAAAACCAAAGAGUGAUCUUAUCUUUCUUGCUCAAAGGAGAGCCACCCGAUGCACCAUGGAUCAUGCAGACACAACAUUACCAAGAUUGUACAGUUUCGAGGUCGAAACUUUUUCAAGGUCGAAACUUUUUCAAGAGAGAGGGUAUGAUGCGGACAUCAGAACUAGAUCAAAUCGGGAGCACACCAAACCAAUCGGUCCACACACCAAACCGGUUUACAUGGAGAAUUUUGGAGAAUCUUUGCCUAAAUGGAGUUCUGAUCAAGUAUAAGACGAAGGGUUAAUUAUUCACCAUGAUAUUAACCCUAAGAAGUCCGACAGUUUAAGAGGGAUCAAAAAUCAGCAAGUCAAAUCACCUUAUUAUUGGGAUAUGACUGUUGCACUCUUUUUCCCUUAUCUAGGGAUUGUCCCAAUUGGUUUACCUAGAAAGGUUUUUAAUGAGACAACACCAAGUCAUCAAGGAAUCAUUCACCAUCCAUAUGAUUCAAAGAUGAU
Capsella rubella is the source of this 2668-nucleotide messenger RNA. RefSeq lists its product as uncharacterized. The transcript has 2 exons. Gene Ontology annotation, molecular function: nucleic acid binding; zinc ion binding. The record is from RefSeq and is a predicted model, not a curated record. Lineage: Eukaryota; Viridiplantae; Streptophyta; Magnoliopsida; Brassicales; Brassicaceae. Bases 346 to 2457 code for a protein of 703 amino acids.